UGGUAACGUUGUUUUCCCCACUUCAGGCGCUUGCGAAGGCUAGUGACCCAUACAUCACCCCGCAGACACAUUCAGACCCACCGACGCUCUGUUCGAGAGAUGUGUCUGAGUCCCUAGAGGAGUUACAGUCUGAGUGAUCAAGGAAGGACCCCAAAGAAUCUUGGGCGAUGAUCAGUAGAGGUCCUAAAGGUGAACAUUUCGUGGUAGAGGUCGAUGUAGAAGGCCGCAAAGUGGGUGCCUUCGCAGACAUAAGCUCUACACAAAAUUUCAUUAGUCGUGCUUGUAUGGAUAAACUGCGGUUAGGGGACCAAGUGCAGCGGCUUAGCAGAACUAUAGCUUCUACGCUAGCCAACAAGCACCAAAUGGUAGUCAAGGACUAUGUCAGGGACGUAGUCUCUACCUUCUCCUAUGGAGGACGGGAAGUGAGACACAGAAUCUCAUUCCUAGUCAACGACGAACUGCCCUUCGACCCUGCAGUGCAUGCACAGAUCGCCGAAUUGGGGAGGAAUUUUGCAGUAAUAAAGGAGCAUUUCGAUGCGGAACGUGCGAAACAAGAGAAGAAAGCCGAAAAGAAACGGAUGAUGGAGGAGGCGAAGAAACGUGAGGAAGAGGCCAAGCAACAAGAGGCCGAGGAGAAGGCGCGGCGGGAAAGGAAAGCGAUGAAAAAACGAGAGAAGGUGCACCAGGAGGCUGAGUAUAAAGCCGAGUUGAAGAAGGACUUAGGUAUCCAAGUGGCGGUCAUGAUGAACGAGAUGCAAGGUAACCUGGUCGACAAUUGGAGAAAUAUUGUGGGCGGGUCGCACUUGGCUCGCGACACUGAUAAAGGGAAGAAGAAAGUCGUGUUUGAAUCCGGCGACGAAGUGUCUGCCGAAGGCAGCGGAGGGGAAAGUGAGACUAGUGUAACUCAAGAAAUCAGGGAGAAAGCCGAAAGGCUUUGUUUAUCAAAGAAACGCAAACGCGGGCCUGACCCAGUAUUUGAGGGCAGCCCGCCGAUGGAGAAGACUCCAAAGAGGACAUUGAAACAGGGAACUUUGAAACCCACUAAGUUGUCGACCCGCAUGACUCGUUCGAAGGCGAGAAAGACUGUAAAGACACUUGGCUCUGCCAAGAGGCGUUCUCCUGUCAAGACUCCGCUGUCAAUGAGAAGGAAGACCUCGACCAGGGGGAAGUCUCCGAGCGGGAUUUUGACUCCAUCUUCAAAGGGCGCUCUUGCCAGGCUUCGGUUUAUGAACGCAGCCAUGAAGGAACUAAAAGACUUCGACGCUUUGGAACUGCAACGGAUUUGCAAGGAGGAAGGUAUCCACUAUGACAAGAAGGUGGACGCCAUCUUCGAUAUUGUCGAGCACCGCACAACACUCGCCUUUGAUAGCACAACCGAGCAUGAGCUUAAGGUCAUUCGUAUCACUGAAUCUGCGGAUGACGGGACCACAAGCGCUCAGCCUGAUGCGAUUGACGAGUGAAGAAGCUUGAGGUGUUCUCAACUCUGAAAUGUGUGUAGAUAUUUGACGAGCUUGCGCUGUAAAUCUUUGACUGUUGAUCACCAGAUUGA
Messenger RNA from Chara braunii, 1549 nucleotides. Lineage: Eukaryota; Viridiplantae; Streptophyta; Charophyceae; Charales; Characeae. The record is from the annotation of a GenBank genome assembly.